Zalophus californianus (California sea lion) is the source of this 1052-nucleotide messenger RNA. It is a transcript of the gene GTPBP8, whose product is annotated as GTP binding protein 8 (putative). Lineage: Eukaryota; Metazoa; Chordata; Mammalia; Carnivora; Otariidae. Gene Ontology annotation, cellular component: mitochondrion. The record is from RefSeq and is a predicted model, not a curated record. Gene Ontology annotation, molecular function: GTP binding.
AUGACAGCACUGGGCUUGCGACUACCCACCGGCAAGCUAUUGGAGCUGCCGGCGGCGCGGCGCGUGAACCGAGCUUGCAGCACGUUCCAAACCUUCGCGGAAGUCCUCAGGUUGCCCACGAGACAAAUGACGAAGCGCGUUCCACUACAGGAACUCCAGCGGCAGCUCACACCAGACUCGAGGUUGGACCUUCACGUGAAGACCUUCGACCCGAGUCUGGAGGACAUCUCCAAGGCGGAGAGCGUCUUCACGGCCACCGGCCGCAACUGCAUCGAGUACCUUAGCUCCGCGGUGCGUCUCGACCACGCCCCGGACCUCCCCCACCCUGAGGUGUGUUUUAUAGGCAGAAGCAAUGUUGGAAAAUCCUCUCUAAUAAAAGCCUUAUUUUCACUGGCCCCAGAGGUUGAAGUCAGAGUCUCCAAGAAACCGGGGCACACAAAGAAAGAAUUUUUUUUCAAAGUUGGAAAAUAUUUUACAUUGGUGGACAUGCCAGGUUAUGGCUAUAGAGCUCCCGAAGAUUUUGUUGACAUGGUAGAGACCUAUCUAAAAGAACGAAGGAAUUUGAUGAGAACAUUUUUGUUAGUGGAUAGUGUUGUCGGAAUUCAAAAAACCGACAGUAUUGCCAUAGGAAUGUGUGAAGAAUUUGCAUUACCUUAUGUGAUGGUAUUAACAAAAAUACAAUCUUCCAGGGGACAUCUUUUAAAACAAGUGCUUCAGAUCCAGAAAUUUGUUGACACUGAAACACAAGGAUUUCCUCAGUUGUUUCCCGUAAGUUCUGUGACCUAUUCUGGAAUCCAUCUGUUGAGAUGCUUUAUAGCGAAUAUAACAGGAAAUCUUAAGACUAAUGGCCUUUAGUUUAGCUGAAGAUUCAAAAUUCUUUUUGCCAACUGGAGUUGAACAUAUAGAAUUUCAACUUUGUUUUAAAUGUUGUGUAUCUAUAAUUUGCAGAAGGAUAAUUUCAUCUUUAAAACCUGCAUCUUCCCAAAGCAAGAAUGAAUUUGUGCUGGGGAAAAAAAAGUUUAUAAAUAAAUUAUCCAGUUCAUUAGAACAGA